UCGCCAGGGAAACGCGGAUUUGUUUUAUUUUUUGUAUUUUUUGUUCGUUUUCGUCGUUAAACUCGUCGCUGGGAGAUGUUUCCGCCGCCGCUGUUGUUGUUGUGAUGCUGCUCCGUGCGUAAAGGCGCGCGGAGGAUGCGUCGUUGCCUGGAAACCAAACCGGAGCGAGGCAGAAACCAGAGCGAGAUGUUCCUGCAGGUGGAGCUGUGUUGAAGCCGUCAUGCCCUGCUCCUGCGCUCAGUGGAGGAGGUGGAUCCGGCCCCUGGUCCUGGUCCUGUACGUGCUCCUCCUGGUCGCCCUGGUCCCGCUCUGCAUCUGGGAGCUUCAGAAGGACAAGGUCGGGACUCACAGUAAAGCCUGGUUCAUCGCUGGAGUCUUCGUCUUCCUCACGAUUCCCAUCUCCCUGUGGGGAAUCCUGCAACAUCUGGUCCACUACACCCAACCAGAGCUUCCGAAGCCCAUCAUCAGGAUUCUGUGGAUGGUUCCGAUCUACAGCCUGGACAGUUGGUUGGCCCUGAGGUACCCGAGCCUGGCGAUCUACGUGGACACCUGCCGCGAGUGCUACGAGGCCUACGUCAUCUACAACUUCCUGAUUUUCCUGCUCAACUUCCUGAGUCACCAGCACCCGAACCUCGCCAUGAUGCUGGAGGUUCAACAGCAGCAGCCCCACCUGCCCCCCCUCUGCUGCUGCGCCCCCUGGCCCAUGGGCGAGGUGCUGCUGUUCCGGUGUAAACUGGGCGUGCUUCAGUACACGGUGGUCCGACCCGUCACCACGGUGAUCGCUCUGAUCUGUCAGCUGUGUGGAGUUUACGACGAGGCAAACUUCAGCUUCAGAAACGCCUGGUCCUACCUGGUCAUCAUCAACAACAUCUCCCAGCUGUUUCGUCUCGAUACUGAAGCGUCAGACGUGACUCAGACGGUGGCUUUAACGUCAGGGUCAUUUGUGUGGUUUCAGUUUGCCAUGUACUGCCUGGUGCUGCUGUAUCGAGCUCUGAAGGAGGAGCUCACGCCCAUCAGGCCCGUGGGGAAGUUCCUCUGCGUCAAACUCGUCGUCUUCGUCUCCUUCUGGCAGGCUGUUGUGAUCGCGAUUCUGGUGAAAGUCGGAGUGAUUUCGGACAAACACACGUGGGACUGGGAGAGUGUGGAGGCCGUGGCCACAGGACUCCAGGAUUUCAUCAUCUGUAUCGAGAUGUUCUUGGCCGCCAUCGCUCACCACUUCACCUUCACGUACAAACCUUAUGUACAGGAGGCGGAGGAGGGUUCGUGUUUCGACAGUUUUUUGGCCAUGUGGGAUUUUUCCGACAUCAGAGCCGACGUCUCAGAGCAGGUCCGGAACGUCGGCCGCACGUUCCUGGGUCGUCCCAAUAAGAUGUACUUCGGCCGCGCCCCCCGACCGGAGCACACGGAGCACACGGGACUCCUCUCCUCCUCGUCCCAGGACGUCCUCGCCUCCGCCGCCGCCGCCGCCGCCGCCGGGACGCCGGGGCCUCAGGGGACGUCUGCGCCCGCCUCACCCGGGGCCAGCGGACGAUACCAGGGCCUGGGACACACCCCGAGCCCCCCACUCCACCUCCCCCCAGUGUGGACGUGGUGGACCUUCAGACGUGACGUGGUGGACCUUGGACAGUGUGACGUGGUGGACGUGACGUGGUGGACCUUCAGUGUGACGUGGUGGACCUUCAGACUGUGGACGUGGUGGACCUUGACGUGUGGACGUGACGUGGUGGACCUUCAGACGUGGACGUGUGACGUGGUGGACCUUCGUGAGUGUGACGUGGUGGACCUUCAGUGUGACGUGGUGGACCUUCAGUGUGACGUGGUGGACCUUCAGACGUGA
This is a messenger RNA of Boleophthalmus pectinirostris (great blue-spotted mudskipper), 1837 nucleotides long. Its product is annotated as transmembrane protein 184C-like. The record is from RefSeq and is a predicted model, not a curated record. Gene Ontology annotation, biological process: transport. Bases 221 to 1837 code for a protein of 538 amino acids. Gene Ontology annotation, molecular function: transporter activity. The transcript is spliced from 14 exons. NCBI's taxonomy places the organism in Eukaryota, Metazoa, Chordata, Actinopteri, Gobiiformes, Gobiidae.